This is a messenger RNA of Closterium sp. NIES-67, 1716 nucleotides long. Lineage: Eukaryota; Viridiplantae; Streptophyta; Zygnematophyceae; Desmidiales; Closteriaceae. The record is from the annotation of a GenBank genome assembly.
UCCCAUUCCGCUAGCAUGUAGCUGUUGCUGAUUUCUUGUUCACUCGUGGAAGCUGCAAUUAGUCACUGCUUAGGAAGCGCGAACAAGGGAGCUCCUGUGAUCGCCGCUGAGAUCGGAGGUGUUGAGUGGUUUGGCUGGUGCUGCGCCAUGGCGUCUCGUUCCGCUGUGCUGUUUGCUCUGAUUUCAGCGGGAUGCUUCUUUGCGAUCGCGGUGUCGAGGCCGUCUGGAUUUGACGAGGAGGAGGUGAAUGGCCUACCUGGCAGCGUCUUCAAGCCUGAUUUGGUGCACCGCGUGAACGAGAACCCCACCGCCACGUGGGAAGCGGGCUACAACGAGCGCGUGCAUCGCCUUUCUAAGCCCGGUCUCAAGUCGUUGGCCGGCGCGUAUCGCCAUCCGCCAGUCAACGCUCUUCCCCGCAAGGAGCUUUCUCCUGCUGCCAUGAACAUCAACCUUCCCAAGCACUUCGACGCGCGCAAGCACUGGUCGCACUGCCCUUCCAUUUCCUUCGUUCGCGGUACGUGUGUGUGUGCGUCGACGUGUAGCAGGUUUUCUGGUCAAUUUUGCUCAGCACCUCAUCGAGUGGCUUUUGCAUGCUUCGCUUCAUCCUGAACGAUUUUGUCAUGGCGUGCGGGUUCCAAAUCUCAUCUUCCGUCUGUCCUGCGUGCAUAUGUCUUACCAUGCUGCUAUUCCGGGUCACGUCGUUUCCCCUGGGCGCGGAUGUGCGGCGUUCGGAUUGCUGAUGUCCUUACUCGAUCAUGAUGAUUUUGACGCUGCAGACCAGGGCCACUGCGGUUCCUGUUGGGCCUUCGGUGCAGUGGAGGCGCUCAGCGACCGCUUCUGCGUGGCGUUCAAUGAGUCUGUGCAGCUGUCCACCAACGACCUGCUGUCCUGCUGCGCCACGUGCGGCGAUGGCUGCAACGGUGGCUGGCCUUACCUCGCCUGGGAGUUCUUCACCAAGAAGGGCGUUGUCACUGAGCAGUGCGAGCCGUACUUUGAUCAGCAGGGGUGCAAGCACCCUGGGUGUGAGCCUGUGAUGCCCACGCCUGCAUGCAAGCUGACAUGUGCCGAUGGGGAGAACUGGCGCGGCAGCAAGCACUACGCGUCCGAUGCUUACCUAGUGGGGCGCUCUGCGGAGGCCAUGAUGACAGAGCUGAUGCUGCACGGGCCAUUUGAGGUGGACUUUGACGUCUACGAGGAUUUCACCUACUACAAGAAAGGGGUGUAUUCACACUUGGUGGGGGACAUGGUGGGAGGGCAUGCGGUCAAGCUGGUGGGCUGGGGCACCACUGACGACGGUGUGGACUACUGGAUCAUCGCUAACUCCUGGAAUAGCAGCUGGGGAGAGAAUGGGUUUUUCCGUAUCCGUCGAGGCACCAAUGAAUGUGGCAUUGAGGAAGACCCAGUGGCUGGCACCCCUUCCAAGACCCCUCCCCCGCCUGAGAUUUUUGAUGACAUUGCUACCGAGUAGACAGAUGUUGAGCAUUCGUUCGGAGAUGCACACCAAUGCCUUUGAGGCAGGAUUUGUGAUGUGCAGUUUCAUUGGGUGAUGUGUUAUGGUGAAUACCCCUUUUGUUGUGUUCUUAACAGUUUGGGACAUGUGUGAAGGGCAAGUUUGAGUGGCGUGUACCGUGAAUUAUGACGUGAAGUCCUGUCCACAGUGGGACAUUAUCGGGGCCAUAAGUACACCUGUUCUCCUAUUUAGUCCCACGGUUUUCG